AUGCUUCAUCAAAUUGCAUGGCUCUCAAAUCAAUGCCGAAACAAGUCAUUCUGUGAGUUAACGGUGCCGAAAACUCUGAUCGACGAGAGGGAAGCUACUAAGACAAUUGCCAAAGAAGAGGAUGUAGCUGAGGCUGGAGUGAAUGAAAAUGCUGUCCAUAAUAAGAGUGAUUACGAAGAGGAUGACGAGAAUUCGGCUAACGCAGAAUCAUCAAAACAAAAUGACAGCUCGUUGUUGAAACAUGAAGAAGCGUCGAGUUCAAUUCAUCAGCCAGAUUGGGAAAAGUAUCAUGUAAAAUACCCUCCUUUUGUGGAGACGGGCCUUGCGAGACAAUUGACAGAACUGGCCUGUCUGCCUGAAAGUGAGAUUUAA
Molecule: messenger RNA, 372 nt
Organism: Protopolystoma xenopodis
Lineage: Eukaryota; Metazoa; Platyhelminthes; Monogenea; Polystomatidea; Polystomatidae
Source: the annotation of a GenBank genome assembly